ACUUGUAUUUGGAAUAAUGUCGCGCAAACUUGAGAAAUGGUUAUUAGUGCAGUGGAACAGUGAUGGUGAGCGAGAUAUUGUGAAUGUGAGAUGCCUUGUGGACUCUAAUGUGGACUUGAGGACUGGAUGUCCGGUAAAUCUUAUGAUUAAAGGAGAGAAGAAGGCUGGAACGCUUAUUGCCAGAUGUAAUGAACGUCGUCUACUUGAGCAAAUGGUGGGUCAAAAGAGGUCAGAAGGCACAGACAUCGCAUCAGACGAACAGACCAAGCAAGAGCCAAGCGACUUCUCAUCUAGUGGCUCGUCAUGGGAGCCGAGCGAUAACAACAACUCUGAUUCCGAUGAGGAAGAACAACCAAAAGAGAAAAUAGUAUCUGACAGAAAGAAAUACAUAAUUGAAAAAUCUAGGACCAAAAGGAAGACUCUUACACCAUCUCACAGAGCUAAUGCAGUCAUACCAAAAGCAAUACAGAAUGCAAGUAGCAGUGUGAAAACUGAUAACAAUAAAAAAAGAACUCUUUAUGAUGUUGUUAGAGAAACAAACGCAGACAAAUCCUUAUCAGAUGGACAGGGUGCUCUACCCCUGACUGAACUAACACUGCAGAAUGUCACCAUUGACUUUAACGAUAUUAUUGGUAUGAGACGAUGUUUUUAUGAUUUGUUCAAAAAGGUAAAAGAUAUGAGAAAUUUAAAAAUUGAUAGUGGUAGUAAUGAAUGUGACAAAAAUAAAUCAGAAAUAGAAUGCGAUCAAGAUCUAUCCAAUGAUGAAAAAGAAAGUGGAGGAAAUGAAGAGUCUCAUCGUUUUGAGGACGCAUCGCUCGUAAAUAAUGAAUAUAAUGCACACGAGGUUAAUAAAGACAAAGUUGAGAUACCGUUAGCAUCUAAUGUUGGUGAAAAUGAAUGGGUACCCAUAGGAAGUGGAAAAACAUUGAUACAUAAAGACAGUUUUAGAAAAGUAAAUUGGAAAUCUUACACAAUAGCAACACGCACAUUAUUGUUGGCUGCAUUUCCACGAAGGACUUUAGCUACACAUUCAUUAACUGGAAAAAAGUCACCUGCAUUUCAGAAUAAACCACCAAAAAUGUGUUUAGAUCCGAAAAUUAUAUCUGACAUUAUCAUCGAAAUAAUAGGCAGAUUCAAAGUUAAAGAAAAUUUAGUCAGAAGUAUUAUCACAACUAAAUGUGCAGAUGAAUGUAAAAUGUACAAGGCUAGACUCGUAAAGAAGAAAUUAGCGCUCAUAAAAGAGAAAUCUGCUACUAAACAAGAAGUUGAAAAUAAAGAAGACACACCAGCACAAUAAAAUUUUAAGAAUAUAAAUUCUGAAAUAAUGCCUAUGCAAUAAUCUUGUUUGUUUUGUUGAUUGUCUCGUUUACGGUUUACGUUUAGGUACUUAACCUAAUUAUAACACAUAAGUAAUAACAUUUUUAUGUUUGUAUUUAAUAUUAUUUUUAAUGGUACGUUUGAAAAUUUGAAACAGGGACAGGCUUAGAUUAUAUAGAUAGAGCCUCAAGCUUAAAAAACGGGCCAACUUUUUGUCAGCUAAUUGUCAAAUUAGCUGACUUGUUCUUUUAGUGUUCCAUAUACUUACAUUUUAACGUAUCUUGUAUCUUGACGUAUCUAUAUUUAAUUAAAAUGAGUUUUUGCGCACUAAAAAAGAGCAAAAAUUAUAAGACGAAAAAUAAAACUAAUAAACAAAUCUCUUUUUACCGGUAAAUAUCUUUGAUUUUAAGCAUAAAUAUAAUUAUAAAUAUUUACAUUUUUUUUUAAGAAUUUGCGCUAUAAUUAGUGCUAUAAGCAUACGAAAAAUCUCCCCACAAGUGAAUUAAAAUUUCCGAAAUGAGUAGUAGAUGUAGUUUUUUUUUUCAAUAACAAUUAUUUCUAAUUAUUAUUUGUUUUUAUUUUAUAAAUAUACUAUUUAUGUAAAUAGAUAAAUAGAGAUAUUAUUUAGUAGUUACUAUAGAGACUUUGUUAUUUGAUAGAUUGCUUUCAAAAUCAAAAUCUAAAGAUUCGUGUAUACUUUACAUGUGAACCCGGUGACACAAUUGAUAAAAAUGAUCGUUAGUUUUAUUUUCUUUAUUAUUUGACCGAUUGCAUUCAAAAUCGAUAUCCGAGGAUCCGCAUACAUUUCAAAUAUGGAUCCGGUAUAAGAAUUAAUAAAAAUGGCCGCCAUUUUUAUAUUCUUUAUUUAACUGAUUGCUUUCAAAAUCAAUAUCUGAGGAUCCGUAUACAUUUCAAAUAUGGAUUCGGUGUCAUAAUUAAUAAAAAUGGCCGCCAUUUUUAUUUUUUAUAUUAUGUGACCGAUUGCUUUCAAAAUCGAUAUCUAAGGAUCCGUAUACAUUUCAAAUAUGGAUCCGGUGUCAGAACUAAUAAAAACGACCGCUAUUUUUACGAACUUCACCUAUUUACCUUAAUCUAAAGUAAUAAUUUCUAAUUUUGUAAUACUGUCGCGUACACAAUUGUAAGAAAAAGUUGACUCCCUUUUUUGAAGCAUUUGUAUGGAGACACUAUCUAUAUAA
Messenger RNA from Galleria mellonella (greater wax moth), 2513 nucleotides. RefSeq lists its product as uncharacterized. Gene Ontology annotation, biological process: positive regulation of neuron differentiation; negative regulation of Notch signaling pathway. The coding region runs from base 17 to 1297 and encodes 426 amino acids. Gene Ontology annotation, molecular function: transcription corepressor activity; DNA binding. The transcript is spliced from 6 exons. The record is from RefSeq and is a predicted model, not a curated record. Lineage: Eukaryota; Metazoa; Arthropoda; Insecta; Lepidoptera; Pyralidae. Gene Ontology annotation, cellular component: nucleus.